Messenger RNA from Vollenhovia emeryi, 922 nucleotides. RefSeq names its product THO complex subunit 7 homolog (gene thoc7). Lineage: Eukaryota; Metazoa; Arthropoda; Insecta; Hymenoptera; Formicidae. The transcript is spliced from 4 exons. Bases 66 to 680 code for a protein of 204 amino acids. The record is from RefSeq and is a predicted model, not a curated record. Gene Ontology annotation, biological process: mRNA export from nucleus; mRNA processing. Gene Ontology annotation, cellular component: THO complex part of transcription export complex.
CUAAAUCCAUUUUCGAACACAUCCGUAAUCGUUGCUACUUUUUUGGUUAGCAACACCGUCUAGCGAUGUCUGAUGAGGAAGUGAUACGCCGCCGGCUGCUCAUAGACGGCGAUGGGACCGGGGACGACCGUAGAAUUAACAUGCUAAUGAAGUCGUUUAUAAAAUGGAUCAACAGCUCCGACGUGGACAACACGCUGCACGAGAGGAUGCUGUCGCAGCUGGCGCAGUGCGAAUUCGCGCAGAAGAAGUCCCGGCUGGUCUCCAACAUGAGCCGAGAGGAGCUGAAGAGCUACGAGCAGCUGUCAAAGGGGAUCGAGGUACAAAUAGAGAAGGCCAAGGAGGACAUAGAGAAGACCAAGGCGGACCUGCAGGACGCCAAGCGCGUGAGAAAGAACAGAAUAGAGUACGACGUACUGGCCAAAGUCAUUAACGAGCAGCCGGACCGGUUGGAUACGCACAUCAAGCUUGACACGUUGCAGCAUGAGUUGGGCGCUCUAAAGGAGAAGUCGGAACACUUGGAGCACAAGCUGGAGAUGCGCCGUAAGCAGUUCCACGUUUUGAUAUCCUCCAUUCACUCUCUGCAAGGAAUGUUGGACGAGGGCAAUGAGGAUGUGAUGGACGUGAGCCUCGAGAAUGACAUGGGGAGCGCGGAUGUGCAAAUGAUGGGCGACAAUUCGUGAGUACCUCUGUUGCCUCCAACCGUCUGUAAAAGUCGAGGAGCGUGUGGGAACCACAAGUGAUGGUGGUUACAACAGGAUGGAAGAGCGGGCCAUCCGAGUGUGCCUGUCGAGGAUAUUACGGUUUAGCGGUGCGCACUGCCAACAUGUACAUACUUCUUUGUAUUUUAUCUACUCCAAUAUACAUAAGUAGAUAAACGUAAUUUAUGUACACUCUAAGAAAGGAAGGAAGAGCCAUGACACAA